Molecule: messenger RNA, 991 nt
Organism: Planococcus citri (citrus mealybug)
Lineage: Eukaryota; Metazoa; Arthropoda; Insecta; Hemiptera; Pseudococcidae
Exons: 5
Coding region: 134-691 (185 amino acids)
Source: RefSeq, a predicted model, not a curated record
AAUUCUGUACCAUUCGAUUCGAUAAAGUGAACUGAAACUGUAUUGGUUUGUACUUCAUUAAGUUUAGUGUUUUUAAACAAAAUCGGUUUUAUUUUUUUCAACACUUGUUGGAAACAGAAAACUUGAAUUCAAGAUGGCUGCAAAAACAUUUUGGGGUUUGUCAUUGCGAACAGGCACUUUGAUUUUACUCUAUAUUCAUCUGAUCAAUUGCGUGUGGAGUGCAAUGUAUUUAAUGGCCAUUGUCAAUAAUCCGAUUUAUAAAGAGUUUCUAGCUGAGAACAUUCCAGCGUAUUAUAUGAACUUGUUUUUUUCGAUAAUUGGUGGAAUCAUUUACUUGGGCUCGAUCAUCUCCAUUGCUAAUAAAACACCUUCCAAUUCUCUGUUAAGCAUAACCAUUGCGUUUUCCAUCAUGAGUGUAAUCUACUCUAUUUAUUGGAUGGUACACCUUAAUCUGUGCGAUAAUUACUUGACAAAAAUGGCUCGUGAAGCGCAAUCUGAUUUGAAGAAACUCCACGAAAUACACAUUGUAGAAAAACAUUUACAAAUGUUGUACCUCUGUAAUAUGAUUUUCGAACUCUACUCCGCUUUGGUUUUCCAAAGCUAUUACGCCGAAGCGAAGAAAAAUGUAUCGCCUGGAAAAAAUAAUGACGAAGAAGCCAACUUAUCAGCUCCACCACCGUACAGCGUUUAACUUUCGUCGAGUUGAAGUUUAAUAAAAACAAUGAUGUUUCACACUUUUCAUUCCCAUGGAGAAUGAAUUGAUAGAGUUGAAACCAUUUCAUUUUAUAAUAUUGAGCUUAAUUUUAUUUUCGUUUUUCAUUGUUUUAUGCGAUGAAAAUAUUUUUUAACCUACAAUUAAUAACUUUUUUUUUAAAUUAUUAAUUUUAUAAUAUAUGUAGGUAGGUAGUAGGUACGUUACCUACCUACCCAUGUUUUUAUUACUUACUCAAGCAUUUCAAAAAUAAACUCAUUAUGCUGCGUUUCUUGAAAA